Aspergillus glaucus CBS 516.65 is the source of this 1502-nucleotide messenger RNA. Its product is annotated as putative MFS multidrug transporter. The record is from RefSeq and is a predicted model, not a curated record. Gene Ontology annotation, molecular function: transmembrane transporter activity. The coding region runs from base 14 to 1498 and encodes 494 amino acids. The transcript is spliced from 3 exons. Gene Ontology annotation, biological process: transmembrane transport. NCBI's taxonomy places the organism in Eukaryota, Fungi, Ascomycota, Eurotiomycetes, Eurotiales, Aspergillaceae.
CAGAGCCAGCAGAAUGUCAAUUGAAGUAUCCCAAGCCGGUGUGCCACAAGGGCACCCGGACUACCUUGAAGAAGCAGCAGCCAAAACCCUGACACCAAGUCUCUCACCAGAGCAUCAAGCCUUCCUCAUCGAUCGUCAUGGCACCCUGAACCUCGAUCCUAUUCCUAGCAUCGACCCGACAGAUCCGUACAACUGGCCGUCGUGGAAAAAGGGCACCAAUCUGGCUCUCGUCGCCUUCCAUGCCUUCAUGGGCACCUUUUCCGCGGCCGGAAUCAUCCCCGCGUUUGAGGAGAUCUCGGAAGCACUGGGUGUCUCGCUACAACGCGCAAGUUAUCUCGUCUCGUUGCAGAUUGCGAUCCUGGGCGGUGCGCCGUUGUUGUGGAAGCCAUUGUCGCACCGUUUCGGACGGAGACCAAUCUUCCUGUUGUCGCUGAUACUGAGCUGUGUGUGCAAUGUGGGAUGCGCGAAGAGUCCGGAUUACGCCUCAAUGGCGGCUUGUCGGGCCUUGGUGGCGUGUUUCAUCUCGCCAGCCAUGGCCAUUGGGAGUGCGGUGGUUAUGGAAACGUAUUUCCAGCAUGAACGGGCGCGGUACAUGGGUAUUUGGACUGUGAUGGUGACCUUGGGGAUACCCAUUGGGCCUCUCAUCUUUGGAUUCGUGGCGAAUCGCGUGGGAUACGUAUGGAUCUAUUGGAUAUUGGCUAUUACGAAUGGAUGUCAGCUCAUUCUAUACAUAUUCUUCGGACCAGAGACCCGUUACGUCCAGUCGAACAAAACAGGAUCAGUCCUCCAACGACAGUACCUGCGCAUUGGACGGAUUGACCCCCGGCCCUUUGCGUUGAACGAAUUCAUCCAUCCUCUUUCCCUCUUCCGCAAAGUCCCCGUUAUGCUCGCCGCGGUCGCAUACGGAAUGGUCUUCCUCUUCGCCAGCGUACUGAACUCCAUCGAAAUACCCCAGCUACUGCAGCAGAAGUUCGAGCUCAACGCAGAGCAACUAGGCCUGCAGUUCCUCGGGCUCAUCAUCGGGACACUGCUAGGCGAGCAGCUGGGCGGCAUCAUGUCGGAUCUCUGGAUGAGCUGGCGCGCCCGUCGCAUAGGCCACCUUCCAGCCCCCGAGUUUCGGCUCUGGCUGAGCUAUAUCGGCUUCUUGCUGAGUAUGGCGGGUAUGAUUAUCUUCCUGGUGUGCACUGAGCAGGCCCAGGCUGGGAAAUGGACCGUGGUGCCGAUUGUCGGCACGGGUAUUGCGGCUUUUGGCAAUCAGGUUGUAACCACUGUUCUUACCACGUAUGCUGUAGACAUUUAUCCUGAGGAUGCUGGGAGUGUUGGUGUAUUCAUCAACUUUGUCCGUUCGGAAUGGGGGUUUAUCGGGCCGUUCUGGUUUCCAGCUAUGUUCGAAGAAGUCGGCAUCGCAGCUAGUGCAGGAGUCAUGGUCGCCCUGAUUACCGGUGUUAGUUUUAUUCCGACGGCUCUUUUGCACUGGCAGGGGUGGCGAUUGCGGUAAUGUU